Molecule: messenger RNA, 2195 nt
Organism: Micromonas pusilla CCMP1545
Lineage: Eukaryota; Viridiplantae; Chlorophyta; Mamiellophyceae; Mamiellales; Mamiellaceae
Exons: 3
Coding region: 1-2163 (720 amino acids)
Biological process (GO): nucleobase-containing compound metabolic process
Molecular function (GO): 3'-5' exonuclease activity; nucleic acid binding
Source: RefSeq, a predicted model, not a curated record
AUGGUGGACGCGGGCGGCGCGAUCGACGUCGAGAAGACCCCCGCCACCCCAGCCGAGGUCGCGGUCGCGACGCUGCUGACGCUGGAGCGCGACGGCAAAAAAUUUCACGAGCUCCGCGAGCACGCGCGCGAGAUCCUCGCGGCGGCGUCGGAGGCGCCGUCGUCGUCGGGGGGGGUCCCCGCGUUCGUGGUUCGAUGCAUCGAGCUCGUCUUGACGACGCGGCGGCGAUUGAGGCGGCGGCGCGAGAGCGACGAUGCGAAGAGGGAGGGGGAUGAAUGCGACGGCGACGCGUCGGCUGAGGAUCUCGCGCUGGGCGGCGCGGACCCGAUGGUCCACCUCCUGCUGGAGUGCGCGCCGCGCGUCUCCGGCGCCGGCGCGUCGAGGGAGACGGUCGACUCGAAGACGCUCGCGGGCGGCGACGCGCGCGCGCGACGGCAGAGGUACGUCGACCGCGGCGAUCGCCACGCCGCGGUGCCGCUGCUGACGCGCGCGAUGGCCGCGGGCGCGGCGGAUCGCGCGACGACGUCCGUCGUCGCCGUCGACGCGAGCCUCGGCGCGCUCGAGCCGCGCGCGGUGAUCCGUCUCGCGGAGACGUACGGCCUCGACUUCGACGACGUCGUCGACGCGCUCGCCCCCGGCGGCGCGACCGCCGCGGACGUCCGCGAGCUCAUGAACGCCUACGUCGACGCGCUGUUCGAAGCGGGGAGGCGCGUUCUCCUCGCACCGUUUGACCUCGCCGCGGAGCUCGCGGAGGCGACGGCCGGCCACGCGUCGCCGAGCCGCGACCUGCGCCGCGCGGUCGUGGACGCGUGCGCGCGGCUCGACGAGCACGCGGGGCGUCGCGCGGCGUGGCUCGCGGUGGAGCACUUUUCGCUCCACGCCGAGUAUCCGGACGCGAGGGCGACGUACUUCGAGAGCACGAUCGCGCGGAUGAUCGAGAGAGGGCAGCACGAGGCGGCGCUGCGGUACGCGGGCGAGGACGUCGCGCUGAUGCGAUACGUCGUGGAGAGGCUCGUCGAGACCGGGGACGUCGUCGUCGCGAGCGAGUUCGCGGGGAGGGCGGGGUUCGACGACGCGUCGUGGUGGUUUAAUCGUCUGAGCGCGCCGGAGCUUCUCGCCGCCGCCGAGGCUCGGAGGGACGCGUAUCUGCGGCUGCCAGAGUCGCUGUGGGAAUCGCGCGUCGUGUUCGUGGACGACGAGGCGGGGUUGAGGCUCGCGCGCGAGCGGCUGAGGGGCGUCGACGUCGUCGGGAUAGACACGGAGUGGGCCGCGCCGUUGAACGAAGGCGGCGGCGGCGGCGGCGCGCGAACGCUGAGCGGCGCGGGGAAGGGGAGGAAGAAGCGGGGUCGUCGGCGGCGGCGGCGGCGAGGGCGCGACGACGGCGACGGCGACGGCGGCAGCGGGUCUGGCGGCGCGUCCGCGGAGGAGGGCGAGGACGACGGCAGAUUUGAAGUAGAAGAAGAAGAGGAGGAAGAAGAGAUGGACGAAGACGCCAAGGCGCGCUCGGACGCGGAGGUCGUCGCGUUGCUUCAGAUCGCGUCUCGCGACGACGUGUUUUUGAUCGACGUCCCGGCCGUUCUGAAGACGUGCCCGGGGGCGAUAACCCCCACCCUCGGGGCGUUACUUUCCGACACGAACAUCCUCAAGACCGGCUUCGGCGUCGCUGAGGACCUGAGGCGACUCGCGAAGCUGCACCCGGAGGCGUUCGGCGGGUUCGUCGCGCCCGGCGACGGCGACCGCGGCGGCGGCGGCGGCGGCGGCGGCGGCGCGACGCGCCGCCGGGGCCAGAGCGUCGGCGUCGGUCCGAUCGUGGAUCUGCAGCGCGUGUGGAACGCGGGCGCGCGGCUCGCGCGCGAGGAAAAUGAUACUACUCGUAAGGCGAGAGAAAAGACCCACGCCGGCGCCGCGCCGCGCGUCCGCGGCCCGUGGUCCGCGCCGGAGCAGCGUCGACGCGCGCGCGACGCCGUCGGGCUCUCGCACGUCGCGCGCGUCGUCCUCGGCAAGCCGUUGGAUAAGUCGACGCGGAUGUCGGACUGGUCGGCUCGGCCGCUGACGGAGCGGCAGCGGCACUACGCCGCGCUCGACGCGUGGGUGCUCGUGGAGGUGAUGCGGGUGCUGAGGGAGGAGCACGGGGACGAGCUCGAUCGGUUAUCGCGCGGGUAGUCGGUUUCGUUUUAGUUACAGUAGACACAGCA